Molecule: messenger RNA, 2566 nt
Organism: Canariomyces notabilis
Lineage: Eukaryota; Fungi; Ascomycota; Sordariomycetes; Sordariales; Chaetomiaceae
Product: MFS general substrate transporter
Exons: 3
Coding region: 430-2448 (672 amino acids)
Biological process (GO): transmembrane transport
Cellular component (GO): plasma membrane
Molecular function (GO): siderophore-iron transmembrane transporter activity
Source: RefSeq, a predicted model, not a curated record
AGCUUGGUGUAGCGUGGGGGAACCGAAGAUUCAACAAGGGGGCUCAACUGGAGCAAUGAGUCAAAUAAUCCCCAGGUAAGGUAAAAUUAGCCACCGAUCUUACUUCGCAAGUUCCCACUGAAAUCAAUCUUUCUGAUCAUUGGCUCCGGGUUUCCUGAGCCCCCCAAAACAGCAGUCACCAUUCCCGGGUCAGCCGACUGAACCCUGAACUAGCAACAGCCCGUGUGACGCUCGUCGAAGGCACACUUGCUCCCGUCUCACCAAAUACGCCUACCCACUGUAGGUUGAUGAUUUCCACAGGGACUCAGCAACGUAGUUAUUCUUGAACAAGCCGCCUCGACGAUUUGAGGCCAUCACAGAUGCAUCGUCGUAUGCGCCAUUAACGACUUUCCGUUCCCUCUUUGUCUCCGAGCACGGCCCGCGCAGAGUAUGAGCAGCCGCGGCCAUGACGACGCCCAGGCGCCACUCAUCUCUAGAAGGGGUGCUGGCGGUGAAUACGACGCCGUAACCGAUGACAGCUCGACCGGGCCGGAAAUCACCAGCGGCGAUGAAUCGGAUGGGUCUGAUGUGCAGGACGGCGUGCGGCGCAUUGAGGCCGUCGCCCGGACCUGGUCGAAAUGGGGAUUGGUGAUCGCGUACAUGGGCAUAUUUCUCAUGGCGUUCACCAUCUCGCUCGAAGGGCAGGUGACUUACUCCCUGGCCGCCUUUGCCGUCAGUUCGUUCAACAACCACUCUCUGCUGUCUACCGUCUAUGUCGUCCAAGGCGUGGUCAAUGCCGUUAUCAAACCCCCCAUGGCCAAGAUUGCAGAUGUGUUUGGGCGGCUUGAAGCCUUCUCAAUAUCGAUUCUGCUCUGCAUCUUGGGCUAUGUCCAAAUGGCGCUUUCACAAAACGUCCAGACGUAUGCCUCAGCGCAAAUCUUCUACUCUGCCGGCUCGACAGGCCUCCAAAUCCUCCAGCAGGUCUUCAUCGCCGACACCAGCGACUUCUUCAACCGCGCCCUCUUCUCUAGCCUGCCCGACAGUCCCUUUCUCGUGACCGUCUGGAUUGGCCCUGCCAUUGCCGCUGCCAUCCUGGCCAACUGGACCUGGCGCGUGGGCUACGCCAUGUGGGCUGUCAUCCUUCCAGUCGCCUUCCUACCCUUGGCCAUGAGCUUGUUCCUAAACGGCCGCAAAGCCGAGCGAAUGGGUCUGCUCACCUGGAGGCGCCAUGUCAAAGGCGACGAAAGCCCGCGCUCAGCAGCGAAAAGGCUCUUUGAUGAACUCGACGUAGCCGGCAUAUUCCUCCUCUCGGCCGGACUCGCGCUGAUCUUGAUACCCCUGACCCUUGUCUCCCGCUCACCCUCCGGCUGGCUCGAUCCGAAGAUCUUGGUUAUGAUCUUCACCGGCCUCGCCCUCCUCAUACUCUUUCCGGUAUGGGAAUCCCGCCCGCACCUCGCUCCGCACCCUCUCCUCCCGCUGCAGCUGCUCAAGUCUCGCACCUUUUGCGCCGGCUGUGCCCUGGGAUUCUUCUAUUUUGCCGUCUUCUACAUCGCCGUGCAGCCCUAUUUCUACUCAUACCUCCUCGUGGCACUCAACCUGCCCGUCUCGGCCGCGGGGCCCAUCACGCAGACCUUCUCCUUCGCCUCGACCAUCGCGGCGCUGGUCGCCUCGGUCUUGAUCCGGCGGCUCGAGUCCCCCCGCCCGCGGCCCUUCAUCCUGACCGGCGCCUUCCUCUACCUCGUCGCCGUCCUGGCGCUGCUCCUCACGCGCACGCGCGCCGCCUCGGUGCCCUCCCUGUUCGCCGCCCAGACGGCCCUCGGCGCCGGGGCCGGACUGAUGCAUGUCGCCACCCAGCUGGUCGUGCAGGCCGCCGCCGCCACCGUCGAGACGACAACCCACUCUCCCCAUGGCCACGGCCACGGCCACGGCCAUGCCCACGCCCGGCAGUACGUCGGCGUGGCCACCGCCUCGUUCCUCACCACGGGUCAGGUCGGCGCCGCCGUCGGCUCGGCGCUGUCGGGCGCCGUGUGGGGCCGGCUGGUCCCCGCCAAGCUGCGCGCCUACCUCCCCGACGACGUCAAGUCCGAGGCCGACAAGAUCUACGCCAGCGUCGUCGUCGCCUGCGGCUACGCCUGGGGCUCCCCCGCGCGCGAGGCCAUUGCCCGCUCCUACCAGGAGACCAUCACGGUCCUGCUGUGGGUCGCGCUGGCGGCGUGCGUGCCCGUGCUGGUCAUGGCCGGGUUGGUGGGCGAGUAUCGGCUUGAUGGGAUUGAGGGCGGGAAGAAGGUGGUUGCGGUUGGGGGUGGGGAUGGGAAUGGGAUUGGGUCCGGGGAUGGGGAUGGGAGUGGGGGAGAUGUGGGUAUGGAUCGAGGGGGUUCAAGGUGGUGGCCGAGAUGGAGGAGACGAAAUCAGGGGACUUCCUAUGUCCGUGUUGCCAUCGAUCGUGGGGAGUUAGACGGUGCUCGAUAGAGGAUAGAACGGCCAGUUGCUUGGAUGAUACCCUCUACAGUUUUAGUUUUUUGUUUGUAUCUAUUGAUACGUAGCGCUGUUUAUUCUAUUCAACAGCGAUUAUAGGGUUUGUAGCGAG